CUUUUUUUCCUCAGAAAACCUUCAGCAGAGUAAUUUCAUCUCAUUAACCAUAUAAUUUAUCUCCUGGGUGCCAAGUCAUUUAUCUACUUCCAAACUAAUUACUAGCAAAAGGAAAUGUGAUUGUGAGUUGUAAAGGAAAUGUAUAUUAUUUUGAUACAGUUUGCUUAAACUUGUUUAUUUAACAUAGUUGAGCAUACCCAUUUUAGAAUUUUAAUUUUAUCUAUUCAGUUAAGAGUUAUUUAUUGAACAUCUGUUGUGUACCAUGUAUUAGGGUUGUGGAAAUGAAUAAUAAGGUUAAUGUCUUUGAGUAACACAUGUGCUAGAGAUUUCACAACUAUUUAGUCAUUUGACUGAAUUAAUGUCAGUGAAAACCAGAAUUUUUUCAGUUUAGUUUUUAUUCGUGUCUGAAGUACAUGAUUACAUUCCUUUUGAGGAACUAGUCCAUGUACAUAAUACAUCUUACUUCUUUUUUUUCCAUUACCUUUCCCUCUUCCUCCUCCCUCUCUCUACAUCUGUUGGUCCCCUUCCCAUUUGCGAAAGAUCUAUUUGUCUACUUAUUAUCUGUCUUUUAUCUGGUUCUUUAUGUUUUGGAUUUCUCACCUAAGAGAAUGUAUAUGAUAUUUAACCUUGUAUGUCACUUAACGUUAUGGUGUACAGGUGCUUUAUUUUUCUUUUCCUUUUUUUUUAUUGGUACUGGGGAUUGAACUCACGACUAUGCACUUGCAAGGCAGGUGCUUAUGCUGCUGAGCUAAAUCCCUGGCAGGUGCAUUAUUUUUUUACAACUGGUUGAAAUUUACCCUUCUUUAUGAUAGAGUGUAUAAAUGCCACUUCUGCUUUACCCAUUCAUCUGUGAUGGACACACACAUUUCUGAGAUUUAGCUGUUAUGAAUUGUGCUGUCAUAAAUGUACAUAUACCACUGUGAAAUGAUACCUUUAACUCUUCGAGGAAGAUAUUUAGGAGGGGAAUAGCUGAUUUGAAUGGAACUUCUAUUUUUAGCUCUUUGAGGAAUCACCAUACUGAUUUCCAUAAUGGUUAUAGAGUUGACAUUCCCACCAAUGAUGUAAAAAAGUUCCUUUUUCCCCCACAGCCUCUCCAGCAUUUGUUACUACAGUAUUUGGUUGCUUUCUCUCUUAUUCUUUGGCAGGCUCUAUUUAAUUCAGGCUAUCCUUGAACUCACUGUGUAGUCCAGGCUGGCCUCAAACUUGCAUCAGUCCUCGUGCCUUGGCCUCCUGAGUGGUGGGAUUACAGGCGUGUGCACCACACUUGGCUAGGAUUUGAUUUCUUGAUAAUGACCAUUCUUUCAGGUUAAAGGUGGUGGCUAAGUGGUGUUUUAAUUUUCACCUAAUGACCAGAAAUAUUGAACAUUUUUUUCAUGUAUGGAUUGGCCAUUUGUACUGUACUUCUGUAAAGUAUGUGUUCAUUUCACUUUUCCAUUUUUUGAUUGGGUCCUUAGUUUGUUAGGAGUCUAAUUUUUUUAAUUCUAUGUUUUCGAUACCAGUCCUCUCAGGAAUAAUCAGCAAAACUUUUCCCCUUCUGACCAUUGUCUCUUCAUAGUGUUUAUUUUUUUGCUGUGAAGAAGCUUUGAAAAUUUGAUAUCCCAUUUGUUAAUUCUUGAUGCUAUUUCUUAUGUAAUUGGCAUUGUGUUCAUAAAGUACUUGCCUACACCUGGUGUCAUGGUUUAUGUCUGUGGUCCCCAGGCCUCAUGAGUUUGUAUUGUGCAUUUGUGAUUGGUUCAUUGUCUAGUGCUUGGAUUGAUGGUGUCAGUGCUACACCCACAUAGGGGUGGAGCCAGAAUAUGAUGUAAUGGCAGGAAGGAGGUGUGUCUUUCUCUUUGCCGGUUCCUGCUUGCUAUUUGCAGCUGCCAUGAACUGCAGCCCAGCCAUGCCCGCCUGCCUUGGAGCCAACUGAGUGUGGACUGAAACCUCCAAAAACUGUAAGAAAUAAACCUUUCCUUUCCCAACUUGAGCUUCAGGUAUUUUGUCUCAGCGUUGAGUAAAAAGUAACUAAGACACCUGUCUUCAAGAGUUUUUCUAUUUUUGUCUUUCAGCAGAUUAGAUUGGAUAUGGUGGUGCACACUUACACUCUCAGAGUAUGUCACUUUCAUGUUGCUGGGACAAAAUACCCAAUAUUCAAAACUUGAAGGAGGAGAGGUUUAUUUUGGCUCAAGGUUUUUGUUGAUUCAGUCUGUGGUUGGCUGGCUCCAAGAUAGAAAACGCAUCAGAAGAAUAUAGCACAGGAAAGCUGCUCAACUCCUAAUGGCCUUGAAGCAGCUGCAGAUUAUAACCCAGUUAAUAUCAAAGUAUCCUGCAAGUUUACCUAAUGAUGAGCUUUGUCCAUUGCUGAUGAUACUAUACCAGCUUCUGUCUCAGCAGCGAAGAGGCGAACGCACACCGUAUGUGUUGCAGUGCCUUACAGAAAUUGCACUAUGUCAAGGCAAGAAAACAGACAUAGAAAGCUCUCAAAAGUCAGAUUUGUUGAAACUCUGGAUUAAAAUUUGGUUUGUUACAUUUCGUGGUAUAAAUUCCAUACAAAUACAAACUGAAAACUUUGCUUUGUUUGGAGCCAUUAUUCAAGGUAGCUUACUUGAGAUUGAUAGAGAAUUCUGGAAGUUGUUUACCGGGUCAACCUGCAGACCUUCAAGUCCUGCAGUAUGCUGUUUGACUUUGGCUCUGACCAUCUGUGUAAUUCCAGAAACAUUAAAAACAGAAACAGAGCAAAAUGUAUGUGAAGUAAAUAGAAGUUUUUCUUUAAAAGAAUCAAUAAUGAGAUGGCUUUUAUUCCAUCAGUCAGAGGAUGACAUAGAAGACAAUAAAGAGCUUCCCCCAAUUCUUCAGAGUAAUUUUCCUCAUCUCAUGUUAGAGAAAAUUCUUGUGAGUCUCACUAUGAAAAAUUGUAAAGCUGCAAUGAAGAUUUUCCAGAGUGUGCCAGAAUGUGAAUACCACCAAAAAGAUAAAGAAGAGCUUCCAUUCUCUGAAGUUGAGGAACUGUUUCUUCAGACAACUUUUGACAAGAUGGAUUUUUUAAGCACUGUGAAAGAAUGUACUGUAGAAAAGUAUCAGUCCAGUUUUGGCUUUUCUGUCCACCAGAAUCUCAAGGGCUCAUUGGAUCAUUAUCUUCUGGGAUUAUCAGAACAACUCCUAAGUAAUUCAUCUGAGGUUACAAAUUCAGAAACCCUUGUCCAGUGUUCAGUUCUUUUGGUGGGUGUUCUUGGCUGCUAUUGUUAUGUGAAUAUAAUAACUGAAGAGGAAGCAUAUCAAUCAGAAUUAUUCCAGAAAGCAAAGUCUUUAAUGCAGUGUGCAGGAGAAAGUGUCUCUCUGUUUAAAAAUAAGACAGAUGAAGAAUCUAGAAUUGGGUCAUUGAGAAGUAUGAUGUAUUUGUGUUCAAGGUGCUUGUGUAACUCUACCAAGCAAAAUCCAAACAAGAUUACAUCUGGCUUUUUCCUACGAUUGUUAACAUCAAAGCUGAUGAAUGAUAUUGCAGAUAUUUGUAAAAGUUUAGCAUCCUUUAUCAAAAAGCCGUUUGACUAUGAGAAAGUAAAAGCGGAAGAUGAUCCUAAUGAAAAUCUAAAAGAUGUAAAUGAUUCAUCUUCAAACCUGUUUCAUGAUUGCCCUUCUAGCAGUGCAAGUGAUACAAAUGAUCCUGGAGAGAACCAAAGUACCAUUGGUGCUAUGAAUCCGUUAGCAGAAGAGUAUCUGUCAAAGCAAGAUCUGCUUCUUUUAGACAUGCUCAAGUUUUUGUGUAUGUGUGUAACUACAUCUCAGACUAAGUCUGUGUCAUUUAGAGCUGCUGAUAUUCGAAGAAGAUUAUUAAUGCUAAUUGAUUCACUAGAUUUUAAUAAAUCCCUCCACUUACACAUGUACUUAAUGCUUUUAAAGGAGCUACCUGGAGAGCAGUAUCCUUUGCCAGUAGAAGAUGUUGUUGAACUUCUGAAACCACUAUCCAUUGUGUGUUCUUUGUAUCGCCGUGACCAAGAUGUUUGUAAAACAAUUUUAAAGCAUGUCCUUCAUGUAGUGACAAACCUAGGUCAAGGUAAUAGAGAUUCAGAGCAUGCAAGGGAGGCUCAAGGACAGUUCCUUACAGUGAUUGGGGCAUUUUGGCAUCUAACAAAAGAGAAGAAAUGCACAUUCUCUGUAAGAAUGGCAAUAGUAAAAUGCCUUAAAACUCUACUUGAGGCUGAUCCUUACUCAAAAUGGGCUAUUCUUAAUGUAAAGGGAGAAGGCUAUCCUAUAAAUGAAAUAUUUCCACAAUUUCUUACUGAUGAUAAUCACCAAGUAUGCAUGUUAACUGCAGAAUCAAUUAAUAGAUUGUUCCAGGAUAUGAAACAAGAUUCUUCCAUGUUUCCGAAAGCGCUUCCUUUGAAGCUUCAACAAACAGCUUUUGAAAAUGCACACUUGAAAGCUCAGGAAGGAAUGAAAGGAGUGUUUCAUGAUGCUGAGAAUCCUGAACUUUUGGAUGAGACUUACAAUAGAAAAUCUGUUUUCUUGAUGACCAUAGCUAUUAUUUUACACUGUAGCCCUGUCUGUGAAAAACAAGCAUUAUUUGCCCUAUGCAAGUCUGUGAAAGAGAAUGGAUUAGAUCCACACCUUGUGAAAAAGGUUUUAGAGAAAGUUUCUGAAACUUUUGGCUAUACACGUUUGGAAGACUUCAUGGCUUCUCACUUAGAUUAUCUGGUUUCAGAGUGGCUAAAUCUUCAAGAUACUGCAUACAGUUUAUCUUCUUUUCCUUUUGUUUUACUAAACUACACAAAUGUUGAGGAUUUCUAUAGGUCUUAUUAUAAGGUUUUAAUUCCACAUCUGGUGAUUAGAAGUUAUUUUGAUGAGGUGAAGUCCAUUGCUAAUCAGAUUCAAGAGGAUUGGAAAAGACUUCUAAUAGCCUGCUUCCCAAAGAUUCUUGUAAAUAUUCUUCCUUAUUUUGCAUAUGAGGAUACUGGAGACAGUUGGAUGGCACAGAAAAGAGAGACUGCUACCAAGGUCUACGAUAUGCUUAAAAGUGAAAACCUAUUAGGAAGACAGAUUGAUCAUUUGUUCACUAGUAAUUUACCAGAGAUUGUGGUGGAGUUACUGAUGACAUUACAUGAACCAGGAAAUUCUGAUGCUGGCCAGAGCACUGACCUCUGUAACUUUUCAGGGGAUUUGGAUCCUAUUCCUAAUCCACCUUGUUUUCCAUCACAUGUUAUUAAAGCAACAUUUGCCUAUAUCAGCAAUUGUCAUAAAACCAAGCAUAAAAGCAUUUUAGAUAUUCUUUCCAAAAGCCCUGAUUCCUAUCAGAAAAUUCUUUUAGCCAUUUGUGAGCAAGCAGCUGAGACCAAUAAUGUUUAUAAGAAGCACAGAAUUCUUAAAAUAUAUCAUCUGUUUGUCAGCUUAUUACUAAAGGAUAUAAAAAGUGGCUUGGGAGGAGCUUGGGCCUUUGUUCUUCGAGAUGUUAUUUAUACCUUAAUUCACUAUAUUAACCAAAGGACUUCCCAUCUCAUGGGUGUGUCAUUACGAAGCUUCUCCCUUUGUUGUGACCUGUUAAAUCUGGUUUGCCAGACAGCAGUGAUUCAUUGCAAGGAUGCUUUAGAAAACCAUCUUCAUGUUAUUGUUGGUACACUUAUACCCCUUGUAAACACUCAGGUGGAGGUUCAAAAGCAGGUAUUGGACUUACUGAAAUACUUAGUGAUAGAUAACAAGGAUAAUGAAAACCUCUAUCUCACAAUUAAGCUUUUAGAUCCUUUUCCUGACCAUGUUGUUUUUAAGGAUUUACGAAUUACUCAGCAGAAAAUCAAAUACAGCAGAGGAUCCUUUUCACUCUUGGAGGAAAUUAACCAUUUUCUCUCAGUUAGUGUGUAUGAUGCACUUCCACUGACAAGGCUUGAAGGCUUGAAGGAUCUUCGAAGACAACUGGAACAACAUAAAGAUCAGAUGAUAAAUCUUAUGAGAGCAUCUCAAGAUAACCCACAAGAUGGCAUUGUGUUAAAGCUAGUUGUCAGCUUGUUGCAUUUAUCAAAGAAGGCAAUAAACCACACUGGUGAAAAAGAAGUUUUAGAAGCUGUUGCAAGCUGCUUGGGAGAAGUGGGUCCUAUAGAUUUCUCUACCAUAGCUGUACAACAUAGUAAAGAUACUUCUUAUACCAAGACUGUAGAGUUAUUUGAAGAUAAAGAACUUCAGUGGACCUUAAUAAUGCUGAACUGUCUGAAUAACACAUUAAUAGAAGAUGGUGUCAAAGUUCGAUCAGCUGCUGUUACCUGUUUGAAAAAUAUUUUAGCCACAAAGACUGGACAUAAAUUUUGGGAGAUUUAUAAGAUGACAACUGAUCCCAUGCUGACCUAUCUACAGCCUUUUAGAACAUCAAGAAAAAAGUUUUUAGAAGUUCCCAGACUUGACAAAGAAAGCCCUUUAGAAGACUUGGAUGAUACUAGUCUGUGGAUUCCUCAAAGUGAAAAUCAUGAUAUUUGGAUAAAGACUCUGACUUGUGCUAUUUUGGACAGUAAAGGCACAAAAAGUGAAAUUCUUCAGUUAUUAAAGCCAAUGUGUGAAGUGAAAACUGACUUUUGUCAGACUGUCCUUCCAUACUUGAUUCAUGAUAUUUUACUCCAAGAUGCAAAUGAAUCAUGGAGGAAUCUGCUUUCUACCCAUAUUCAAGGAUUUUUUACUAGCUGUUUCAGACACUUGUCGCAAGCAAGCCGAUCCACAACCCCUGCAAAUCUGGAUUCAGAGUCAGAGCUCUUUUCCCAAUGCUGCUUGGAUAAAAAAUCACAAAGAACAAUGCUUGCUGUUGUAGACUAUAUGAGGAGACAGAAGAGACCUUUGUCAGGAACAGUUUUUGAAGAUGCCUUCUGGCUGGAUUUGAAUUAUCUAGAAGUGGCCAAGGUAGCUCAGUCUUGUGCUGCACACUUUACAGCAUUGCUCUACGCAGAAAUCUAUGCAGAUAAGAAAACCAUAGAUGAUCAAGAGAAAAGAAGUCUUACAUUUGAAGAAGGAAGCCAAAGUACAAGUAUUUCUAGUUUGAGUGAAAAAAGUAAAGAAGAAACGGGAAUAAGUCUGCAGGAUCUUCUCUUAGAAAUCUACAGAAGUAUCGGAGAACCAGAUAGUCUGUAUGGCUGUGGUGGAGGGAAAAUGUUACAGCCUCUUACUAGACUUCGAACAUAUGAACAUGAAGCAAUGUGGGGGAAAGCCUUAGUAACAUAUGACCUUGAGACAGCGAUUUCCUCAUCAACCCGCCAGGCAGGAAUAAUUCAGGCUUUGCAGAAUCUGGGACUCUGUCAUAUUCUGUCCGUCUACUUAAAGGGAUUAGAUCAUGAAAGUAAAGAGCAGUGUGCUGAGCUUCAUUACCAGGCUGCGUGGAGGAAUAUGCAGUGGGACCAGUGCGGUUCUGUCAAUAAAGAAAUAGAAGGAUCCAGUUACCAUGAAUCAUUGUACAAUGCUCUGCACUCUCUAAGAGACAAAGAAUUCUCCACAUUUUUUGAGUGUCUCAGAUAUGCCAGAGUCAAAGAAGUAGAAGAAUUAUGUAAGGGCAGCUUGGAAUCUGUGUAUUCGUUAUACCCGGCACUUAGUAGAUUGCAGGCCAUUGGAGAACUGGAAAACAUUGGGGAGCUUUUCUCCAGGUCAGUCACAGAUACACAGCUCUCUGAAAUGUAUAUUAAGUGGCACAAACACUCCCAGCUUCUCAAGGACAGUGAUUUUAGUUUUCAGGAGCCCAUCAUGGCUCUGCGUACAGUCAUUUUGGAGAUCCUAAUGGAAAAGAAGAUGGAGAGCUCCCAGAUAGAAUGUUUUAAGGACAUUCUUACCAAACACCUUGUAGAAUUCUCUAUUCUGGCACGAACUUUCAACAACACUCAGCUCCCUGAAAGAGCAAUGUUUCAAAUUAAACAGUAUAAUUCAGCUGUUUGUGGAGUCUCUGAAUGGCAGCUGGAAGAAGCCCAAGUAUUCUGGGCCAAAAAAGAACAGAGUCUUGCCCUGAGUAUUCUCAAACAAAUGAUCAAGAAGUUGGAUGCCUGUACACAGAGUAAUUCAAACCUUAAACUUAUAUACACAGAAUGUCUGAGGAUUUGUGGCACCUGGUUAGCAGAAACAUGCUUGGAAAAUCCUGCAGUCAUCAUGCAGACCUAUUUAGAAAAGGCAGUGCAGAUUGCUCGAAGUUAUGAUGGAGAAAGCAAUGAUGAGCUCAGAAAUGGAAAAAUGAGAGCUUUUCUUUCAUUAGCAAGGUUCUCUGAUACUCAGUACCAGAGAAUUGAAAACUACAUGAAAUCAUCAGAAUUUGAAAACAAGCAAGCUCUCUUGAAACGGGCCAAAGAGGAAGUCGGCCUCCUAAGGGAACAUAAAAUUCAGACCAACAGAUACACGGUAAAGGUUCAGAGAGAGCUGGAGCUCGAUGAGUGUGCCCUCCGUGCAUUGAGAGAGGAUCGUGAACGCUUCCUAUGUAAAGCAGUUGAAAAUUACAUUAACUGUUUAUUAAGUGGAGAAGAGCAUGAUAUGUGGGUGUUUCGACUUUGUUCCCUAUGGCUUGAAAAUUCUGGAGUUUUUGAAGUUAAUGCCAUGAUGAAGGCAAACGGAAUGAAGAUUUCGUCAUACAAGUUUUUACCUCUUAUGUACCAACUAGCUGCUCGAAUGGGGACUAAAACGAUGGGAGAUGAAGGAUUUCAUGAAGUACUCAAUAAUCUCAUCUCUAGAAUUACAAUGGAUCACCCCCAUCAUGCUUUAUUUAUUAUAUUGGCUUUAGCAAAUGCAAACAAAGAUGAAUUUUUAACCAAACCAGAGGCAGCAAGAAGGAGUAGAAUAACUAAAAAUGUGCCAAAACAGAACUCUCAGCUUGAUGAGGAUCGAACAGAAGCUGCAAACAGAAUAAUACAUACCAUCAGAAGUAAGAGACCUCAGAUGGUCAAGAAUGUGGAGGCACUUUGUGAUGCUUAUAUUAUAUUAGCAAACUUAGAUGCCAGUCAGUGGAAGACGCAGAGAAAAGGCAUCAACAUUCCAGCAGAUCAACCAAUUAAUAAACUUAAGAAUUUAGAAGAUGUUGUUGUUCCUACUAUGGAAAUUAAGGUGGAUCCCACAGGUGAAUAUGGAAAUCUGGUGACAAUCCAGUCAUUUAAAACAGAAUUUCGUUUAGCAGGAGGCUUAAAUUUACCAAAAAUAAUAGAUUGCUUAGGUUCUGAUGGCAAGGAAAGGAGACAGCUUGUCAAGGGCCGUGAUGACUUGAGACAGGAUGCUGUCAUGCAGCAGGUGUUCCAGAUGUGUAAUACACUACUGCAGAGAAAUACGGAAACUAGGAAGAGGAAAUUGACUAUCUGCACAUACAAGGUGGUCCCUCUCUCUCAGCGAAGUGGUGUUCUUGAGUGGUGCACAGGAACUGUCCCUAUUGGUGAAUUUCUGGUUAACAAUGAAGAUGGUGCUCAUAAAAGAUAUAGGCCAAUGGAUUUCAGUGCCUUUCAAUGCCAAAAGAAAAUGAUGGAAGUACAGAAGAAGUCCUUUGAAGAGAAAUAUGAAACGUUCAUGGAUAUUUGCCAAAAUUUUCAACCAGUUUUCCGUUACUUCUGCAUGGAAAAAUUCCUGGACCCUGCUGUUUGGUUCGAGAAACGGUUGGCUUAUACUCGUAGCGUGGCCACGUCUUCUAUUGUUGGUUACAUCCUUGGCCUUGGUGAUAGGCAUGUACAGAACAUCUUGAUAAAUGAACAGUCAGCAGAACUUGUCCAUAUAGAUUUAGGGGUUGCUUUUGAACAGGGUAAAAUCCUUCCCACUCCUGAAACAGUUCCUUUUAGACUCACCAGAGAUAUUGUGGAUGGCAUGGGCAUCACUGGUGUUGAAGGUGUCUUCAGAAGAUGCUGUGAGAAAACCAUGGAAGUUAUGAGAAAUUCUCAAGAAACUCUGUUAACCAUUGUAGAGGUGCUCUUGUAUGACCCUCUCUUUGACUGGACCAUGAAUCCUUUGAAAGCUUUGUAUUUACAGCAGAGGCCUGAAGAUGAAAAUGAGUUGCACUCGACUCCUAAUGCAGAUGACCAGCAAUGCAAACGAAAUCUCAGUGAUACUGACCAGAGUUUCAACAAAGUAGCUGAACGUGUCUUGAUGAGAUUGCAAGAAAAACUGAAAGGAGUGGAGGAAGGCACCGUGCUCAGUGUGGGUGGACAAGUGAAUCUGCUCAUCCAGCAGGCCAUGGACCCCAAAAAUCUCAGCCGGCUCUUCCCAGGGUGGAAGCCUUGGGUGUGAACGUCAGCAUAUGAAUCACUCUUGAAUUCAGCAUUCAGAAAUACAUCUCGAUUUCAGCCUUCAUUUUUAACCCAGUCACAAACUAGGGAUUAAAAUCUAAGUGAAUAACUGUAUUUUU
Messenger RNA from Cavia porcellus (domestic guinea pig), 10297 nucleotides. It is a transcript of the gene Atm, whose product is annotated as ATM serine/threonine kinase. Bases 2257 to 10179 code for a protein of 2640 amino acids. NCBI's taxonomy places the organism in Eukaryota, Metazoa, Chordata, Mammalia, Rodentia, Caviidae. Gene Ontology annotation, molecular function: protein serine/threonine kinase activity; protein binding. Gene Ontology annotation, biological process: DNA repair. The record is from RefSeq and is a predicted model, not a curated record. The transcript has 55 exons.